AUGUCCUCACAAUUCCACUCCGCCUUCACGCCCCCUUUGCCCGCAACCGUGCGCAUCGCGCAAGUUGUUGGGGUGACGACCGCAAGCUUCCUCGCCGGCACUAUCGCAACAUAUAGCUACGCGUUCGUGCCGGCUGUCAGUCUCGCGCCCGCGCCGCUGCUCGCGCAGCAGUGGCAGAAGGCGUAUGGGAUUGGCGCGCUGACUGCGCCGCCGCUGGCACUGGUGGCGGCGAUCAGCUUCAGCUAUUUGGCUGGUCAAGCGGUCAAAUCCCCUGCAGCCUUCUCGGGCUCCGCGUCCCUUGAUCCCUCCGCCGCUGCCUACCUCUACACAGCCGCUGCCGUGCUCGUUCCGGCUAUCGUGCCGUAUACGCUGCUGGGCAUGAAGGCCGUCAACGGCGCGCUCCACGCUAAAGCGGACAAACUGCGGACGUCGAGCUUCGAUAAGCCGAGCACUGCGAGCGAGGAUAGGGAAGUCAAGGAGCUAAUUGGGAGAUGGAAGGUGCACAAUGCUGUCAGAGCGGUGCUGGCGGGGAUGGGCGCGGUUGCGGGGAUGGUGGCUGUGGUUUGGUAG
Molecule: messenger RNA, 570 nt
Organism: Coniosporium apollinis CBS 100218
Lineage: Eukaryota; Fungi; Ascomycota; Dothideomycetes
Exons: 2
Coding region: 1-570 (189 amino acids)
Source: RefSeq, a predicted model, not a curated record